Penicillium taxi is the source of this 189-nucleotide messenger RNA. RefSeq lists its product as uncharacterized. Bases 1 to 189 code for a protein of 62 amino acids. The transcript is spliced from 2 exons. Lineage: Eukaryota; Fungi; Ascomycota; Eurotiomycetes; Eurotiales; Aspergillaceae. The record is from RefSeq and is a predicted model, not a curated record.
AUGGGUUCCAAGGUUGUCGGAAAAGGCAGUAAUAUUCUUCAUGGGGAAAUUGCUCAGACUGGCAAAGCGGCGUGCAAUGGAAUCUUGCAAGAAAUGAAGAAGAGCCAUGUCAUCAAGGUGAGCGAACUUUGGAGAGAUGAAAACGUUCACCCAGUGGACACUGGUAGUACUAUUGGAGAUGUUAGCUAG